This is a messenger RNA of Rhizophagus irregularis DAOM 181602=DAOM 197198, 2328 nucleotides long. RefSeq lists its product as uncharacterized. NCBI's taxonomy places the organism in Eukaryota, Fungi, Glomeromycota, Glomeromycetes, Glomerales, Glomeraceae. Gene Ontology annotation, molecular function: protein binding. The record is from RefSeq and is a predicted model, not a curated record.
AUGAAUGCAUCAUUACCCGAAACUGUAAGUCCUAAUAAUUCAAUAUUGCCAUCAUUACUCGAGGAUAGUGAGACUGAAAUGAUAUUGAGAGCAUACUGGGAUGAAGAAAUUCAAGAAGUAAAAGGUGUACCACAUCAAGUAAUCGUUUGUAAAGUUAUUGAUACUGCUAAUCAGACCCCAUGUAGAAAACAUAUAUUAAGUCUUAGUGGAUCCACUGAAUUUCGACAAUGUCUUGUUGAUUGGAUAAUUAAUGAUUUCCAACAACUUGAUCAUUAUUCUUCUGAUAAAGAUUUACCUAAAUCUAUUGUUGAUCGACUUGACAAAAAAAUUUUAAAAGCUUUGGUUAUGGCUGGUAUCCCAUUUAGUGUAAUUGAAAUUCCAUUUAUUUUGAAUCUGUUCAAAGAUCUAAGAUCUGGCCCUAGACAGUUGGUCCACUCCUCAAAUGACAAUUAUAUUGUUACAACUGAUACUAGAAUGGAAUACUUAAUAUCCCUACGUCAUUAUUCAUCAGAUUCACACACAAGUGAAUUUUUAACACACGAAAUUCCUAGUAUUAUUAAGCAGCUUGGCAGUGAUAAGUUUGCUGCAAUUGUUACUGACAAUGCUUCUAAUUGUCGGAUUGCAAGGCAAAAUAUUCAGCUAACAUAUGGGAUAUCAUAUGACUUUAAUAAUUUUGAAAAUAUUUCGUAUAAUUGGGUAAAAACUUCCCUUAAAAAUAAUGAUAAAGAUCCUGAAAGAAUUCUCAAAAUAAUGAAAAAGCAUAAAGAAAAUAAAUUUUGGUUUACUAGUUUAGUAGGAUAUUUUUAUCAAUUUGGAAUUGGUUGUAAUCUUAAUAGAGAAAAGGCGUUGGAUUGUUAUUUAAUUGCUAUUAAUAAUAAUAUUGAUUAUAAUUCUUUAAAUAUAAUAGAUGAGAAUCAAUUACAUUUGAUUGUAGUAAAAAAUAAUGGGGAAUUCAAUUUGUUAAGAAAUAGUAACACAAUUAUUGGAAAAUAUUUAUUAUCAUUAUUUUAUUAUAAAGAUAUUAUUAAUAAUAUUUUAUUUGAUAUUGAUAUUAAACAAAAUAAAUUAGUGUUUCUUGAAAAAUUAAAAGGAAAUAGUGAAUUAGAAGUACAAUUUAAUUUAACAAUUUGUAGAAAAGAUAGAAAUGUUAAUUAUAAAAAAGCUUUUGAAUUACUUUUAAGUUUAGCUGAAGAAGAAAAUCUAGAUGCACAAUAUAAUUUGGCAAUUUGUUAUAUGGAUGGAAUAGGAACACAAAAAGAUGAAAAAAAAGCAUUUGACUUGUUUUUAAAAUCUAUUCAACAAAAUAAAUCUCAUGUUCAUAUAAAUAAUACGAUGAAAAUUUAUAAUGAAAGGAUUAAAUUUGAAAUGGGUUUAGAAUCUGCGAUAUCAAAUAAUUCAAUAACACAAAAUAGUGUAGGAUUUUGUUUUCAAUCUGGUAAAGGAGGAUUAAAAAUAAAUGUAACAAGGGGAUUUAAAUGGUAUUUAAAAUCAGCUAUUGCAGGAUAUGCUGAGGGUCAAUUUAAUUUAGGGUGUUGUUAUGAAUAUGGUAACGGAACGGAUAAGAAUGAAAUUAAAGCAUUUGAAUGGUAUUUAAAAUCAGCUAAAAAUGGAUGUGUAAAGGCUCAAAUUCAUUUGGCAAUUUGUUAUCAAAGUGGUCGUAAAAUGGACAAGAAUGAAACAAAAGCAUUUGAAUGGUAUUUAAAAUCAGCAGAAAAUGGAAAUGUAAAGAGUCAAAGUUACAUGGGAUAUUGUUAUCUAAAAGGUUAUGGAAUAGAUAAGAAUGAAACAAAAGCAUUUGAAUGGUAUUUAAAAUCAGCUGAAAAUGGGGAUGCGAUGAGUCAAAAUAAUGUGGGAUAUUGCUAUGACCAUGGGAUAGGAACAGAUAAGGAUGAUUCAAAAGCAUUUGAAUGGUAUACAAAAUCAGCUACUCGAGGAUGUACUGAUGGACAAUAUAAUUUAGGAUAUUGUUAUGAAAAUGGUAAAGGAACGGAUAAGAAUGAAAAAAAAGCAUUUAAAUGGUACACAAAAGCGGCUGCUGCAAAGGGUGAUGCUGCAGCACAAAAUAAGUUAGGAGAUUGUUACAAAUAUGGUAAAGGAACGAAUAAGGAUGAGGAAAAAGCAUUUGAGUGGUAUUUAAAAUCGGCUGAAAAAGGGUAUAAAAUGGGACAAAAUAAUGUGGGAUAUUGUUAUGAACAUGGUUGUGGAACAGGAAAAAACAAGAAUAAUGCAACUAAAUGGUUCUCAAAAGCAGCCAAAAGUGCUGUAGCACAAAAUAAUUCAAAAAAAUGCAAAUAUGGUGUUAAAAUCGCUAUAAAGGAUUUAUUGUAG